Cinara cedri is the source of this 5739-nucleotide messenger RNA. NCBI's taxonomy places the organism in Eukaryota, Metazoa, Arthropoda, Insecta, Hemiptera, Aphididae. The record is from the annotation of a GenBank genome assembly.
AUGUUAAAUUUCGCCGUGUGGUUAACUCUGAUAUUAGCCGUGUGCAUCGCAACGGACGUCGAGGUAAAAAUAUAAUAAUUUAUUAACCGUGAAUUGCAGUCGUUUAUAGUAACAAUUAUAAGUAUAGUUAUGCAUAUAAUACUAUUUAUUGAUUAAAAUGUACAACAAUUAUUCUAGGAGUGAUUAUCAGUCCUACAAUUAAAGCAGAUUAUCGUAUACAUAUAAUUACAGUUGCGAGUUGUGAACAAAAACAUGUAUAGUAAAUUCUUAGAUUAUUAUUAUUACAAGUUUAACGUCGAUUUAUUUUGUACCCAAAUUUCUUAUAAUUAAAAACGAAACAAAAAAACCCUUUUUAAAAAACAAUUUAGUUUUAAGAAUUUACAUCAUUAUUAUAAGUGGUAUAAAAAAACAAUUAUUUAUUUGUUUAGUUAUAAUAGUGAUACGAAAAAACCAAAUGGGUGCGCAGAAAAUUGUGGCAAGAAUACGCGAUCGUUUUCAACGUAUUGUCGUUAACGUUUUCUUCUAUAUUUGAGUUCAUUGGUAUUCUCAUUGGGCAAAACACGUUCCAAAUUCCGGUCCAUUAACGAUAUAACUUUCAUAAACUUGACGAUAACCAUGAUUUCAUCAACAUGUUCACGCUUUUCAUUUGCUAAUCCAUCACGAAAAUUUCCUAACGAUGUAACAGAGGAAAAUUUUUGUUUCAUUAAACACUAAUUAAAUAUCGUCAAAUUAUAAAAAUGAUUUACUGAAAACCAAAGAGAUUGUUAAAAACGCCCGAGCCUAGUUGCUGAGCAACGUAGCCCAGAAAUCAACAAAAAUCUUACAAACGAUUGAUAGUUAUUCCAUUUAUUAUAGAAACUACAAAGAAAAAACCCCUCAUUUCAGCACCUAGAUCAGAGUUCAACAGGAGAGUUCCUAUAAAGAUCACAUAAAUUAAUUAGAUUCUAAAUUUAGCAAAACAACCGGACAUACUUCGUGUGGUGAAAGGGCCACUGUAUUAAGUGAGAUGUUGGGAAGUUAGAGAGGAGAUUUAACACCUGUAUGCAAAGUUUAGUCAUUGCUAACGAAAAACAAUUAUGAAUGGGGGGUUCAGUUUUACAAAUUUUGAAAAGCCGUAAUAUUUAUUAUUUGAAAAUAAUACAUUUCGUAAUGACAGUUUCAUCAAAAAACUUAUUAAUAAACUCAUUUGUAAAAUCAUCAACAAAUUUUUUGUAUGAUCUAUGUUCCUGUGUUAAAGCUUAAGAUUUCACAUAGCCCAAAGUAUUUUUAAGAUAUUAUAAAUGCAUUCAUUUAUUUUUUUACCACUGUUCCGUACUUUCAAAAGACGUGUAUUAACAUUUGCUACUUAUUUACCUUUAUUAAGCAAUUCUAAACAAAAUGUAAAUAAUACUAAUUAUAGGAUAUUAAAUAAAUGGCUAUAAAAUGCUUUAUGAAAUGGGAUAAAUUUUUCACUUUAGGUAGCGUCCGGGUAAAGUUUACUAUUGGACACCGCUUUUCCAAACAUGAUAAACAUAAAGUGACAUACUAAGUAAAUCCCAUAACUUUUUUUUAAAUUUGCAAUAUUCUUGAUAAGUUUAUUUUUUAUUGAAUACACACAUUAUAAAUUUAACAAAAGAAAAACAUUUAUUAGAAACAAAAUACAAUAAAAGUUUAUUUAACUUAAUAACAUACCGAGUAAACAAAUAGCUGAAUACAACUUUGGAUAAUCUAACAUAUCGGAUGUAUAAUAUUUUAAAAAGGAUUAAAAAUUACACCGUUAUAAAUUUGUAAUACUUAAGUAUCACAAAAUACUCAUUACUAUACACUAACCAAACCAUUAGAGUUAUUUGAGACACGUAUCUCAUCAAUUACGUUAAGUGCUAAUUCUAAAUUAGUUUUAACCAAUUUAAACUCGGUCAAACUUAUUAAGUUCGAAAAAUUCUGUAUGGAACGUUAUAAGAGACGGAGAUGAGCAAAACAGUACGUGCAGAUAUAUAUCACUUUCUCUUAAGAGUUCAAUAUUAAAAAAAAAAAACAAACACUUACAACUGCCAUUGUAAACGUUUCAAAUUAUUAUAAAAAAAAUGAUUAGUAAACAAACAAGAAAAAAUAAUGUAGACAAAUUGUCCAUGUUGGAAGUAUGCGUAUCGAUCGAAUAAACAUUAUUAGUAGAAAUAACGAAUGUUUGAACGACGUUAACAUUAGUUUGAAAUCGAAAGCUCUAAGUGAGGAUACUGCGUGAACUUGAUCCCCUCCUCAAAAACAAAAUUUUCUGGAAAUGGAUGAUCUUAAAAAUUUCAAAAUUAACGUUGCGAAGUGUUGCAAAUCAGUUUGAUAACAGUGAAAAAAUUGGCAUUGGUUCGAAGUCUAUAGCUUCAAAUGGGGUAGCAAACCUCCUAAACUUCAUACGAUUGUCAACAUUGGACUUUUUCGCUCGUUUGCUCGUCAUUUCAAAGAUAAAUCGACACAAUUAUUCUAUCACAUUAUAAUAAUGCCCGAUGUAUAAUACAUAAUUCAAAGUAAAUCUGGGUUUUAAAUUCUGAGUUGAGUGAGGGAGGUUACUAUAAGUUUUACUGCAAUGUGAGCUUAUUUGUAUACUUUUUAUGUCUGUAAACAUUUUUUAUGAUAAAUCUUGCUUCAAUCCAAAAAUUGGUCUGCUCACGUUUUUCCCAAUUUUCAAGAAAACUAUUCAGUGCAUAUAUUUCUAUACUUUCACUAUACCGCCAGCUUCACUCGGAAUAUUAUUUUGGUUACAGUGGUUUAUCGUUGAUUCUGGUAUACAAAUUUAACUUAUCAUAUAAUAACUUCUAAUCUUAAUACAUACAGUAGAUUACCCAUGCAGAAAAGUACUCAUGUCAAGUUUUAAAAAAAUAUUAUGUUAAUUUAUAUAGGCUGGACCGAUAUUACAACAGAUUGCCAAAGACAACAAUAUAAAGUCUGGAAUGUCCAAUAACAUCUCCGAGGUAAGAUACACAACAUAAUUGUAUGCAUUAAUAGUUCUGGUUGAAAAAGAAAGGUUUUUACUAACAACAUAGCAUUUGUAUAUUAAAUUUUAAAUAUUCGACAAUUUACAAUAAAUGAGGUGAUUCAACGAAAAAAACGAUGUUUUUUAUUAUCCUUAGUUUUUGGUAGGGCAAAUCUUCUUUUUAGACCUUUAGGGUGUUUUUAAUUGUAACUACUGAUGUAGGUACAAUAGUCAAUUAAUUUAAUUAAUUAAUCACUAAUUUAAGAAGAAAAAAAACCGUGUCAAAGAAACAAAUAGGUAUUCAAUUGCUAAAUUCAAAACGUACAUUGGUAAUUAUUUAUAAAUGUUUUGAAUUUUAAAACUAAAGGUACCAUAGAAAAUAAAUUAUUUAAGUUGAUUUCAAAUUUUUCAAUUCCUUUUUUUUCUGUAAAAAAAAAAAUAGUGUUUAGUCCAAAAAUCAUAGUUCCCCGUUAUAUUAAGCAAAGUGAACAGAAACCAAAAAAAUGAAGAACAGUGCAACUGACAUCAACGGUGACCGACAUUUAUUUACGAACGAUUAGUAUAUUAGGUAUACGGGAACCAGGUGCGACCGUAGGAAAUUUCGAAGGGAGUUAAGUUAGGUAUCUUUAUGGAAAAUAACAACCGAUUAAAUAGCCGGCCUAAAAUAAUCUGUCCCUUGAAAAUCAAAGUUUGUCUCCUGUUUGCGUACCAAGAUUAAAAACGUGUGUAGUCAUUUUGAAGGUUUGGAAACUUCUCACAUGAUUUUAUCUGUAUGUAAUGAUAAACCAUUACUAAAAUAAAAAAAAAACGAUUCGGAGCGAAGUUUCUGUUAUACGUGUGCGUAAAUUUUCCGUUUUUCCCGGUUCUUUUUCAUUUACAAUGAAUUUCCCAUAUAAUGGGAAAAUCAAAAAAUAACUGAAGUACCAUCCCAGACCAAUUUCUUUUCAGAAUAGGCGUAUACUUUAAUAUCACAGAAAAAAAAAACAAACAAUAUUAUAAAAUUAUUUAUAUAAUUAUCCUUUCGCUCAGAAUCUAAAAUAACAGUAAUUUGUAAUUUUACCACAAAUCUAUUUUAAUUUUUUUAUGUUAAUUUAAAUUGAUAAAAAUAACUUGCUCGUUAUCAAUUUAUAUACACUAUACAAAUAUGAUAAACCUCAACUACGGAACGGUUAAUUAUAGUAUAAUUUGUAUUAAAUAAAUUUUUGAUCAUUCUAUCUCGCAUGAUUAAAGAUUAUUUAUGUGUAAAAAUAAAUAUCUAUAACUAUCGAAAUAUAAUUAUAAUUAUACCGACUUUUUUUUUCUAAUAAGCGUUUUGAAAUCAAAUUUAAACGAAAAUCGCAAAAAAAAAAUUACGACACUUCAAGUCAAUAAUCAAGCAAUGGUUUAUCGUUGCUUACAGAUAUAAAUGAAAUAACCUUAUGUGUCCUACCUUCCCAAUUUCUCACCUACACCAAUGGCCACUUCCAUCCCCAGUAUUAGCUCUUUUUUAAUUACAAAAUUCAUAUUUUUAAAUAUUUAAUUUUUGCAGGCCGAUACGUCGACAUUUCCGAUCGUCCAAGAUAACCGUAUAACGUCCGAGCUGACUGAUAUUGUCGCCGAGGUAAGGGAUACGGUACAAUAAUAUCGUAUUUCCAGUUAAAUAUGCUACGAUUCGCCAAAAAAGUAUUGAUAGUAUUUCAUAUUAUAAUACAAUUAUUUUGAAAAUAUUUAAUAUCUAAUAUUUAAGACCAUUCAAUUUGUGGAAGUCAAUUUUUUUUUCUCUAUUCCGAGUAUUUAUUACAUGAGUAGGGCUUGUAGAAUUUACAGGAUCUAUAGAGUAUACGAGAUAUACGAGUAUAAUGUGCAACAAAUCUAUUGUAUGAAAACGAAAAAUGUAAAAUAAGUAAAAUAUGCGAAAAGAAAAUUAUAUAAUUUAUUAUUAGUUUUUACCGAAAAUUGACCCAGUAUUGGAUCGAAGUAUGAAAUCAUAUACCGAAAAACUGAUUGGAAUUUUAUUUUGAUAUUUUAUAGUACCUAUACGAUUAUUUAUAAAACUGUAAAAAUACUAUUGCAGUAAAUAUAAUUAUGAUUAAAAUAUGGUUUCAAAUGUUUGGGAAAUUUAAAUUAUUUUAAAUGAAAAAACUGUUUUGUUUUACCGGACAAUUUUUGUUGCAGUACCUAUUUGUUAUAUAGUCCGAUCGGAAUAAAAUAAGAAACCGAUGAUAAUAAUAUGUUUAAAUUAUCGAUGUCGUUAUAGCCUAUGUCGAUCCUUCAACAGAACGCCACCGGAAAAUCAUCGGAUUUCAACGUGUUACUGAAACGCAUUAACAUGAACAACGAGGAAUUCUCAAAGAAAUUUCCUAACGGAAUCACAGACUACUAUUCGUACUUGGACACUGUGAGACGCGCGUUUACCGAAGUACAAUAAUAAUUAUACCUAUGCGUUACUAUACCAGUGGCACACGCAUGAUUUUUCAACUGGGGGAGAAACUAAAUUAAAAAUUGUACAUAUAAACAUAAUUAUGCAACACGAUUAAUUAUAUUCAGUUACUCAGUUGAAUAAGUGGUGCGAAUAUGUGAUAAUUACUAUUUUAUUAGUAAUAAUUUAUCAAUGCUGAAUAGUUUAUAUUAUUUUUUUUAUAUUUUACACGACCAAUACGUUGGGGCUUAAGAUUCCUUAACCCCUGGGUACGCCACUGGUCCAUACUAGGAGAUAUUGUGAAAUCAUUUAAAAACGAAUACGUUAUUUUUUACAGUAUCGAUUAACCCAUCGUGAGACAACCAGUGAACCCAACUUUUACAAUUAUGGAUGGUAG